AUGACGUUGCAAUCGAACGGCACCCUGGAUGUCAUUAACUCGCAAACAAUGCAGGGUGGUAAACCUGCUUAUGCUGCACUCAGCUUCAAGGAAGACUUCAUUUCGGUGGCCAAUUACGCCGGCAGCAUCUCCUUAUUCCCGCUUGAACUAGAUGGCUCUGUCGGAGCUCUAGAACUAAAGUCCUACAUGUCUGGAGCUAAAGAGUACGGAGUUAAAUAUUGCGUCAAACGGCGAUGGCCCUUCAGUGUGACAGAUAUAUUGUUAUUCCGCAAUUACGAUUAUGAAGCCUGUGCAUAUUAUGAGUACUAA
Messenger RNA from Plasmopara halstedii, 309 nucleotides. Its product is annotated as WD40/YVTN repeat-like-containing domain. Gene Ontology annotation, molecular function: protein binding. Bases 1 to 309 code for a protein of 102 amino acids. The record is from RefSeq and is a predicted model, not a curated record. The transcript has a single exon. Lineage: Eukaryota; Oomycota; Peronosporomycetes; Peronosporales; Peronosporaceae.